CAAUCAGAAAACAAUGGCAGCCCCAAUUUUUGUCUUCUCACUCCUAAUCAUUGCAUCACAACCAUGUCAGCGUAUCCUCGCUUCCGCCGCCGCCGCCGGAGGUCAAUGGCAACUACUACAGAAAAGCAUUGGCAUCUCAGCCAUGCACGUGCAGCUCCUCAGGAAUGAUCGUGUAGUUAUGUUUGAUAGAACUGAUUUCGGACUAUCAAAACUGCCAUUGCCUAAUGGGAGAUGCCGCCAUGACCGGAGAGACCAAGUUGUCAAAGUGGAUUGCACCGCUCAUUCUGCCGAGUACGAUGUUUUAGCCAACAAAUCCAGAGCUCUCAUGGUCCAAACCGACGUUUGGUGCUCUUCGGGGGCGGUAGUACCGGAUGGUAACUUGAUCCAAACCGGUGGAUCCAACGACGGCGAACGAAAGGUCAGGGUUUUUAGCCCAUGCAGUACAUGCGAUUGGCAAGAAAUACCGAAUGGAUUGGCUGUCGAAAGAUGGUAUGCAUCCAACCAUGUCUUGCCUGAUGGAAGACAGAUUGUUGUGGGCGGUCGGAAACAGUUUAACUACGAGUUUGUUCCUAAAACCAUUACCGCCAACACGUUCAAUUUGCCUUUCUUGUCGGAAACCAAUGACUUCCACGUUGAGAACAAUCUCUACCCUUUUAUUUUCCUCAACGUUGAUGGAAACUUAUUUAUUUUCGCCAACAAUCGAGCUAUUUUGCUUGAUUACAUGAAAAACAAAGUUGUGAAGACGUAUCCGACGAUCCCCGGUGGCGAUCCAAGAAACUAUCCCAGCACCGGUUCGGCUGUUUUGCUUCCAUUGAAGAAUCUGAAAUCUGCAGCCACUGAAGCUGAAGUUUUGGUUUGUGGAGGCGCUCCAAAAGGAUCUUACAUUCAAGCUUCACGUGGAGUUUUCAUUGGAGCCUUGAACACUUGCGCAAGGAUCAAAAUAACCGACUCCAACCCACAGUGGGCAAUGGAGACGAUGCCUCUAGCUAGAGUUAUGGGUUACAUGAUAUUGCUCCCAAACGGCAACGUCUUGAUCAUCAAUGGAGCAGGUUCAGGAACAGCCGCAUGGGAGUUUGGUCGGAACUCGGUUUUGAAUCCGGUUUUAUACAAGCCUGAUAGCAAAAUGGGGACACGGUUCGAGACACAAAACCCAACAACGAUUCCUCGGAUGUACCAUUCUACCGCUGCAUUGCUUCGCGACGGCAGAGUUUUAGUCGGAGGAAGCAAUCCUCACCAUUAUUAUAACUUCACCGGUGUUCUUUUCCCCACUGAACUAAGCUUAGAAGCAUUCUCUCCGGCAUACUUAGACGCUAAAUUCAACAGCAUAAGACCGACAAUCAUUGCUCCAAAGUCAAUGUCCGGAAUCAAAUACGGGCAAAAGUUAAUUGUUCAAGUGAAGAUUGCCGGCAAAGUAGCUCAAAACCAGGUGUCGGUAACCAUGGUGGCGCCACCUUUUAACACACAUUCAUUCUCUAUGAAUCAAAGGUUGCUUGUACUCGGAAACGACAAGGUGACGGCUUUGGGAAAACAAAUGUAUAACAUUGAUGUCACGGCACCGGGUUCCGGUAAUAUCGCGGCCGCAGGGUUUUAUCUUCUAUUUGUGGUCCAACAAGAGAUUCCCAGCGAAGGCAUUUGGGUCAAAUUGCAAUAGAGAAAAAGGUCCAAAUUUCGUAUGUUCAUAAGAAUGUGAUCCUCCAGUCUAUAUAAAGCUGACAC
Messenger RNA from Hibiscus syriacus, 1716 nucleotides. Its product is annotated as aldehyde oxidase GLOX-like. The transcript has a single exon. The coding region runs from base 14 to 1651 and encodes 545 amino acids. The record is from RefSeq and is a predicted model, not a curated record. Lineage: Eukaryota; Viridiplantae; Streptophyta; Magnoliopsida; Malvales; Malvaceae.